AUGCCCAAAACUCAGGAUAAAAGUGCCCAAGUAGCUCAGACUAACACAUGUCUGAAGCAAACUAACGACAACGUGGCUAGCUCGGAAGCUGAGAGCCCUGGAACGAACAUGGACUCGGAGGGAAUAAUUAAGGCUAUCGAUGAUUUGAAGACUGCUUUAAAGGGUGAUAAUGCAAAGCUGCAACAAAAUAUUGACCAUCUGGGACAUGAGAUCAACGGUAAGCUGGACAAUAUUGCUACUGAGGUCCAGGGCCUGACAGAGCGGGUUGACGAGGCGGAGACCCGUGUUCAUCAGGUGGAGACCUGGGCAAAGGAGGCAACCGAGGCGCUGUGCAUGUGCAUCGAACAACAGAGGAAAACACAGCUUAAGGUGCUUGAUUUAGAAUCUCGCUCCAGAAGAAACAACGUCCGUAUAUUUGUGGUACCAGAGGGAAAGGAGGGGAACUCAACUCCACAGUAUAUCGAGACGUUUCUGAGAAGCCAGCUACAACUACCGGAGGACCUGGACCUGAACAUACAGCGCGCACAUCGUACUCUGGCAACUAAACCCCCACCCGACGCACCACCGAGGGCGAUUAUUGUCAACUUUCUGGAAUUUUCCACAAAGGAAAAGAUCUUAAGAGAAAUGUGGAAAAAAGGCAAGAUCCAGGUGGGCUCUUCUAUUAUUCACUUCGACCACGAUUAUGCACCUGAGAUAGUGAAGAAGCGCAGAGAAUAUAACGUUAUCAAGAAAGCGCUCAAAGCGAAAGGCGUUCGCUUUCAAACACCGUUUACCAACAUGAGGAUCCACUGGGAGUCAGGAACUCGCACAUAUUCCAGCGCACGGGAAGCCUACAACGAGCUGAAGAGACGCGGAAUCCAGUCGGAGGAGCCGGUGACAGCUGACGGGGGGUCCGGAGCGGAGGCGAGUCUCCGGGCGCUGCUGGGCUGGCAGCCGGCGGAGAGCAGCGGCGCGGCGGUCGCGCUGAGAGCCAAGAACAAACUGCAGGAUUUCCAGCGGAGCAUGGCCGAGUGA
Menidia menidia (Atlantic silverside) is the source of this 1014-nucleotide messenger RNA. The record is from the annotation of a GenBank genome assembly. NCBI's taxonomy places the organism in Eukaryota, Metazoa, Chordata, Actinopteri, Atheriniformes, Atherinopsidae.